CAUUCCAAAUGAGAAAAGCCAGCCUCCACCAAUCUGUUUCGUCUCUCUGAAAUGCUGACUGAAGCUCAAACCUUCUCAUGGACUCUAUCAUAACCAACCACCCAUUCACCUCCUUCAUUCCCAGCCCCUUAAACCCGCACCCAAAACCCUUCACAGCAACUUCAUCCCAUCUCAAGAAGCUUAAGAAGUCUUUUGUUUGUUUCUCUCAACGGCCUAGGUCGAAUUCCAGAAACCCAAGAUGGCCAGAGCCCUUGUCUUUCCGCAAGUUAAACCCUAUCUGGGUUUUGGUCCCGGUGCUCCAGAGCAUCAGGGUUUUAGCUUCUUCUGGGAAAUGGGUUUCUGAGCAUCAUGGUUUUGGGUUUUUACAGAACAGUGGGAUUGGGAUAGCGUUGAUGAGUGUGACAACGAAUGCCAAGGUGAAGAUUAGUCCUUUUGUGACUCAACUGGCUGCGAACCCGACCUUUGUUUCGGGCAUGUUUGCUUGGUUUGUGGCGCAGUCGAUGAAAGUGGUGUUGAAUUUCUUUGUGGAGAAGAAGUGGGAUUUGAGGAUAUUGUGUGCUUCUGGAGGCAUGCCUUCGUCUCAUUCGGCUUUGUGCACUGCUUUGACUACCUCUGUGGCGCUUUGUCAUGGUGUUGCGGACUCGUUGUUUCCGGUUUGUUUGGGGUUUAGUCUCAUUGUUAUGUAUGAUGCUACUGGGGUGAGGAGACAUGCUGGUAUGCAAGCUGAGGUGCUAAAUAUAGUGGUAGAGUACUUAUUCCAAGGGCAUCCAAUCAGCCAAAACAAGCUCAAGGAACUACUUGGUCACACGCCCUCCCAGGUUCUUGCUGGGGCUGUCCUUGGCAUUGUGGUCGCUUGUGUUUGUUGCCAGAGUAGCUUGGUAGCUGCUUGAACAAACUCAAGUUAGGUUGCUGUAGCCUGUUAAUUUUGGUCAACUUGUGUUGACACACCAUUACAGCAUUGACAUGUCUAGAUUGUACUCUAAGAUCAAGUUUGAAUUGCAAAAAGAAAAAAAUGGAUACGAAAUGCUCUUUUUGUUCAUUUGCAAGUUUGCAUCUGAUUUGGGAAAUGUAUAUACACUUCAGUCUAGGCAUGAAACGAACAUGUUCAAACAAAAUGGUAUUCUACACUGUUUCUCCCAGCUAACAAAAUGGAAUAUACCAAGUAUUGUUUCCACCAUUCCUUUCUUUGUGCCCAAGUAUUGUUUGCACUCCCCACUAAUUAUUGAACAACUGUACAAAGAGUAGUGCUCAGCACUCUACACCUUCCUCAACAAGACAAUCUCAGUUCCUCCUCCCUCGUUUACGUAUGAAAACUUGGUAAGUUAUAUUUACCUCUAUUAAUGUUAAUUGUAGUACAGCCUGGACAAAGCUCAGCACACCGUUCCUUCCUAUACUGCUUGGCUUUCAGUCUAUAUAUAACUCAAACCAUAUUUUGCACUUGUAGAGUUACAGAGAGAAGUAGAGAAG
This is a messenger RNA of Fragaria vesca subsp. vesca, 1467 nucleotides long. RefSeq lists its product as uncharacterized. The record is from RefSeq and is a predicted model, not a curated record. The transcript is spliced from 2 exons. Lineage: Eukaryota; Viridiplantae; Streptophyta; Magnoliopsida; Rosales; Rosaceae. Bases 78 to 890 code for a protein of 270 amino acids.